AUGGAAUAUCAGGGCCUGUGCUCAGGGGACCAGCUGAUUCUGCAGGAAGCUCCGGAGUGCUCACCCACUGGACAUAGGAUCCUGCAGAACCCCUACAGAAGUUUGGACUUUGACUCCAGCCAGCUUCAGAAGUCUGCCAUCCACGAACUGAUAUGUGACCACUCCCUGUCCGCUGGAUGGUACCGAUUUAUGAUCUUUGAUAAGCCAGCUGAGAUGCCAACCAAGUGCGUGGAGAUGAACCAUUGUGGCACCCAGGCCCCUGUGUGGUUGUCACUGCGGGAGUCAGAGUCCCUCCCUCCUCCUGGGGAUAUCCGCCAGCUGACCGCCUGCGCCACUUGGCAGUUCCUCUUUAGCAGCACCAAGGACUGUUGUUUGUUCCGAAUCCCGGUGACCGUCAGGAACUGCGGCGAUUUCUUUGUGUAUUUGUUGCAGUCGACUCAAGGAUGUAUGGGCUACUGUGCUGAAGUGGUUUCAGAGUCUCAGUCGCAGUGUGAAGAUGGUGAGAUAGAAGUUGACGGUGUCUGCACAAGUAAGUGUGAUUAAUUUUCACACGGUUUACUCCCUGAGUCACCGAGCCCCCCGGAAAUUGUGGUGGAGAUGGUAGGCUCCACUGUCUAUCUGAAAUGCUUCUUUGAUCCCCCAACCACAAACAGCUCCCUAGGCUUUAUCAUUCGAUGGUCCAGACUGUCCACCAACGGGGUGAAGGAGGAGCUGAGGCAGGAUGCCGUUGUACAGUCAUUCUCUACCAUUGAACUAGAUGGCAUCAAUGUUAGACUUGGUGAUCAAAUAUACUGCAGCGUCUCCAGCUUCUACUUAGAACAACCAGAUGUUCACAGCCUUCUUCUGGAGAGCAAGGAAUUCUUCGCUGGAAUUAAGUUGCAGCCUGAAGCUCUGAGCAUUGCAGAAGACGGACGGGAAUACAGAAUGACGGUGCAGAGUACAAUUCCUAUCUCCUGCCCAGAGAUGAGCCAGUUACAGAACGACUGUAUGGUGACCAUGAAACUGCGCAUGGCCAGCCAAGCUGAAGAAAAACAUGACUCAGAUCUGGCCCUUUCCUCCUGCAAAGUGGACCUCCUGCCAUCGCCCUGCCAGAACGGAACGUGCGGUCACGCUGUCCUCUAUUACACUGCGGUCAUAGACUUUGCAGCGGAUGGGAACAAAGUCACAAGUAUUGCAGCAGAUCCCAUAGACAGCGCCAACUUCCUGUGGAGCGGCUACGUACCAGAUGUGAUACAGAUUACAGUGAAGGACGUUCCGGGGGCUAACUGCUACUCGUUCACCGAUCCACAUAUCAUUACCUUUGAUGGCAGGUAUUAUGACAACUUUAAAUCCGGAACCUUUAUCCUGUAUAAGAGCACCUCCCGUGACUUUGAAGUGCACGUGCGGCAGUGGGACUGCGGGAGUGUUGACCACCCAGCGUCCUGCAAUUGUGGCUUUGUAGCCAAGGAAGGGGGUGACACCAUCACCUUUGAUAUGUGUAGCGGGCAGCUUCAUGAGUCCCAACCGCAUCUCUCCGUAAAGAGCCAGGAUUCGACAGAGACCAAUUUUCGGAUUACAGAGUCUUACCUUGGAAGGAAGAUCACGAUCUCCUUCUCCUCAGGAGCUUUCAUCCGUGCUGAUGUCAGUGAUUGGGGGAUGAGUUUGACGCUCAGAGCUCCGAGCUCGGACUUCAAGAACACGCUGGGACUGUGCGGGACGUUCGAUGGAAAUCCUAACAAUGAUUUCCAUGAUACUAAAGGGGCCCAGCUGGAGGAGACGUCACACAGCCGCUUGUACUUCAUCAACCAUUGGAAGAUUUCUGCUGGAGAAAGUUUUUUUGACAAACCUCCAGAGUUCACACUGCCAAUCAACAAAAAAAGGAACUACUGUAGCUGCGCGGCAGAGACAAACCUGCUGCAUCCAUCUGUGAACAUGCUUUUUAUAAAUUCACCGCAAGAUUCUCUUGUCUGCAGUGGCAAUGAAAAUGUGAGGUUCCCCUCCUUAAUACCAGCACUUGAUGUUACCAAUGAGUACACCUACACUGAUCCUGGACGAGAACUAAGCAAGCGUUCAUUGCCCGAUGUUUCAAUACAGUAUGACACACCAUCUGGUGAGGAGAACCUUCAUAAGAAUCCUAGUGAAUCUAAAGAGCCCAAGAAUGAGUUGAAAAAAAAUGUGAUAUUCAGAAGACCAUCUCAAUCCAAUGGAAGCAAUAAGAACCAAGAAAACCGAUGGGAUCACAAAGCACAUGUUAGGAAUCGGACUAAACGCCAGAAUUACUAUGAGUAUCCACAAACAUUUUCAUAUCAAAGCCUCAGCCAAACUGACUUGGAAGGAUUCAGCUACUUCUUCCCCGAAGAUCACACCAGUGACUCACACCAGGAAUUUUAUCCUUCUUGGCCAACUCCUUCAGGACUGACUCAUUCAUACGCUUCAGCAGUUUGCCAAGAGGCGGUAUAUAAUGCGAGCAUUGGGAGACUGUGUGUUGGGUUUUUGGAGAAGCGUCUCAUGGAUGUGGUUGAUAUGUGUAUCACGGAUAUCAUGCUGAAGGAUGACCUUGGCUGGGUGGAAGCAGGGGAGGCCCUACUGGAAAAUGAGUGUGAAAGGAAACUUGUGGAACUCGGGCAUGAUAAAGCAAAACACUCCCAGAUACCCAUUGACCCCAUCAUUCUAGCCCUGAAAUGUCCCAACAUGUGUAGUGGCAAUGGACAGUGUAUGGAAUGGGGCUGUGCGUGCUUCAAUGGUUACAGUUCAUAUGACUGCAGCAUUUUGUCUGACCAAGGUCCUGAAAUUUCUGAGCUUGAAAAUUCUGGACUGUGUGACGUUCGAAGAUACGACUGCACCUCUGUACGAGUCUUUGGGACAGGAUUCAAGGAAUCAGCCAGCCUUAAGUGUGAAUUUACUAAACAACAGUAUAGUGGUGGCAAAUGGAUCCUUCUUGAGCCAGUGCUUAUGGAUGCCACCUUCAGGAAUUCCAGAGCCAUUGACUGUCAGAUUCCCGUAGACGCUGCCCAAGCUGAUGGAAUGGAUCCAGUGGAUGACAAACCAAUUGCAAAGUGGAGAGUCAAGGUCUCCAACGAUGGCGAGGUCUUCAGUAACUUUAAAUCAGUGACUCUGUAUGAUGGAGCUUGCCAGACCUGCGAUCCUGUGUCUGAUGGGCUUUGUAAGCUUAAGGAAAAGACCUGUAAUAUAGAUGGACUUUGUUACGCUGAAGAUGACACAAACCCGACCAGCCCAUGUCUACUCUGCAAGCCUGAGGUCUCCAAGUUAACGUGGUCAGUCGCUGAAAACAACCAACCUCCAGUGCUUCAUUCACUACCGGAAAAACUACAGAUGUUUUAUAGUGAAAACUUUGUGUACCAGUUCAUGGGGUCAGACCCAGAGGGUUCCGCCAUCUUGUUCAUGCUGGACUCCGGACCGGAGGGGGCCUCUCUGUCUCCAGCAGGACUGUUGGUCUGGAAAGUCAUGUCCCACACUGGAGAGAAGUUUGUGUUCUCCAUCUCUGAUGACUGCAAUGCAAAGACCACUGAAACGGUGGAGGUUCUAGUGAAAGCCUGUGGCUGCAAGAACGGUGGAUCGUGCGUGGCAAAUAUUAACUUCCCAUCGGGAAAAGGGGAAUAUAUAUGUGUCUGCACUCUAGGAUUUGAGGGAGAGAACUGUGAAACAGACACGGAUGACUGUCAAUCUAAUCCAUGCAGUGCAGGAAAAUGCGUAGAUGAGGUCAAUGGCUAUCACUGUGAAUGCCCUGUAGGUCUGAAAGGAAAAUCUUGUGAGGAAGACCUCGAUGAGUGUCUAUCUGCUCCUUGCUACACCACUGUCCUCUGUACGAACACCAUGGGUUCCUUCAAGUGUGGUCCUUGUCCGCAGGGCAAUGAAGGAGAUGGAAAGACAUGUGGUAAGAUGAUCUGCUCCCGUACCCAUCUCCAUGGAACAUUUGCUCUGUUAAUUGAGCGGAGCGCUAAAGUAAUAAUAAACAAGUGUUCAUUUCCUGAACUGGGUUCCGCUACAAAAUCCAUCCGUGAACCUUUAUUUCCUCCUGGUGAUCCCAGCCCAGCAGCACCGAGCAGAAGUUCUGAAUCUCUUAUUGUGCAGACCACUCGGAAUGACCACUCUCUUCUGACCAUCGGCGAUACAAGAAGGUCCACCAUCUCCAAGACCCUGAACGGUCGGAGAACGCCUUCCUACCUUUCUCGGAAUGGCUUGUUGUCCAGUCACAUAACCAAGACCAGUUACAAAGGACCUUACAGCAAUGGGCUUCCAACUGCACAGACCAUUACUAACACCUCCAGAUACCAGCUAAGCUUGCAUGAGAGGACUUCAAAGGAGCACAUGGUCAGAAAGACUUCUGAAAGCUCAUCAUACAACACGGUUACUGAUAUCAAACUUGGGAAAAGCGUCAAUGUAGACACCUCUCGACCUCUGUCGAACAGGACAGAAGAAAGGGGAGAAUUGAAGAGUCCAGGAACAGCGGCUCCAGGGAGGUUCACCUGUGCAGAUUCUCCUUGUUUCCGGGGAGUUGCCUGUGAACCAAACAAAGAUGGAGGCUAUAAAUGUGGAAGGUGUCCUUAUGGCUAUUUUGGUGAUGGAGCCAAUUGCAAAGCAAUUUGCCGGCAUCCGUGCGGAAGAAAUAUGGAAUGCACAGCGCCGAAUGUUUGCAAAUGUAAGCCGGGCUACUCCGGAUACAACUGCCAGAGCGCUGUGUGCCGCCCGGACUGCAGGAACCGUGGGAAGUGUGCGAGACCCAACGUGUGCGAGUGCGCUCCGGGAUACGGGGGAACCACGUGCCAAGAAGCUCACUGUGAUCCACCAUGUGACCAUGAAGGGACCUGCCAGGCUAGGAAUGUAUGUUCCUGUCCGUUUGGUUAUGUUGGACCUCGUUGUGAAACAAUGGUGUGUAACCGGCACUGUGAGAAUGGAGGUGAAUGUGUGGCCCCUGACGUGUGCAAAUGCAAGCCUGGCUGGAGUGGACCCACCUGUAGCACAGUGGUGUGCCAUCCCGUGUGCCUCAAUGGUGGCACUUGUCUGAAGUCCAACGUGUGUCUCUGUCCCAAUGGCUUCUAUGGAGCUCAGUGCCAGAACGCGGUGUGCAGCCCCCCGUGUAAGAAUGGCGGUCACUGCAUGAGGAAUAAUAUCUGCAGCUGUCCAGACGGAUACAUCGGUAAAAGAUGUCAGACGAGUGUUUGUGACCCAAUAUGUAUGAACGGAGGAAAGUGUGUCGGUCCCAAUAUUUGCUCCUGUCCAUCAGGCUGGAAAGGAAAAAGAUGCAAUACACCAAUAUGUCUUCAGAAAUGUAUGAACGGCGGUGAGUGCAUUGGCCCAAACACAUGCCAGUGCCCCCCUGAUUGGGAAGGGGCUCAGUGCCAGAGCCCCGUGUGCAAUUACAAGUGUUUAUAUGGCGGUCGUUGUACCUCGCCCAACGUAUGUUCCUGUCGCCCUGGAUACACCGGAGUGACGUGUAGUCAGAGAAUACAGGGAGCUCGCGGGUGA
This is a messenger RNA of Nanorana parkeri, 5466 nucleotides long. It is a transcript of the gene VWDE, whose product is annotated as von Willebrand factor D and EGF domains. Lineage: Eukaryota; Metazoa; Chordata; Amphibia; Anura; Dicroglossidae. Gene Ontology annotation, molecular function: calcium ion binding. The transcript is spliced from 31 exons. The record is from RefSeq and is a predicted model, not a curated record.